Ceratitis capitata (Mediterranean fruit fly) is the source of this 1721-nucleotide messenger RNA. Its product is annotated as alpha-tocopherol transfer protein. Lineage: Eukaryota; Metazoa; Arthropoda; Insecta; Diptera; Tephritidae. Bases 467 to 1423 code for a protein of 318 amino acids. The record is from RefSeq and is a predicted model, not a curated record. Gene Ontology annotation, molecular function: phosphatidylinositol bisphosphate binding. The transcript is spliced from 4 exons. Gene Ontology annotation, cellular component: membrane.
GUUCGCAGCUGUUUGGCGGUAAUCGUUGCAUUACCGUUGCGACAGUUGCUCGUGGCGCCUCAGACAGUGCAAUACAAAAUCCGGCGACGAUUUCAUUCCACCUACAUACAUAGUUCACCUGCCAAUUGACGACGUUUGUGGUUUUCGCGCGCUGCAACACAGAGUGUACCGUUGUUAGUGUUGUGUUGAGGCAGUGCAAGCGGUUUUUUUGUGUUUAAUACUGAUAAAUCAUUUAUGGUUUAAAUGUGACAAAGUGUUUUGAGUAUUUAAUUUCUUCAAUAUAAUCUUAUCAGUGUGAAAAAAUUUCGUUAAGCGAAGGGCAGCAGCGCGUUGCCGGCAAACGAAAGUUUCAAAUACAAUUGAUUUGAGGUUUACUGACUAUUCCGCUAGUUUGCGAAAUUUUUUAGAAUUUCUUUGGAAUUAUUCUUCUUUAAUUUUGGCGCUCGCUUUUGUAUUAACACAUGAAAUGAAUCCCACAAGUGACGACGCACCACCAAUUCUACGCCCACUACCGCCGGCGCUGCAGAAAAUCGCUUGCGAGGAGCUAAACGAAGUGAACAGCCGCGUAGCGGACGAUGUGCUCGCCCUGCGUCAAUGGAUACUCAAGCAACCGCAUUUGUAUGCGCGCACUAAUGACCAAUUUCUAGUGGGCUUUCUACGUGGCUCCAAGAAUAGUUUGGAGAAAGCGAAACAGAAAAUCGAUCGUUAUUACACGCUGAAGGCCGCGUUGCCAGAGGUGUUCAACGAACGGCGACAGGUGGAUGAUCCGAUGGUGAUGGAAAUUGUGCGACUGGGCAUCAUCUUGCAGAUACCGCUGCCCAGCAACUAUCAUGGUCCCUGCAUAACGAUAAUACGCGCUUGCUCUUACGACACCACAAAGUACAAAUUCGCUGAUAUUAUACGCGUCGGUUCGAUGUUUGGCGAAAUUAUGACAAUCGAGGAUGACAACUCUACCGUUAGUGGUUAUAUUGAAGUUAUGGACAUGAUUAAUGUGAGUGGUCAGCAUUUUUUACAAUUAAAACCGGAUUUGCUGCGUAAAUGCGCAACAUUCGCUGAGGAGGCAAUGCCGAUGCGUCAGCGCGGCACACAUUUCAUCAAUGUGCCAGCGCCUUUCGAGAAGGGUUUCAAGACCCUGAGCACAUUCUUUCCGGAAAAAAUGUUGAGCAGGAUCUCAGUCAACGCCAGUCCGGAUGCUUUGUUCGAUUUCGUGCCGCGCGAAUAUUUACCACAAGAGUAUGGCGGCGAUAAUGGCACCAUAGAGGACAUUGUUGAACGCAUGACGGCGAAGUUGUUGCGUUAUCGCGAUUACUUUUUGCUCGAGCCGAAGUUCGGCACGAACGAGAAGCUGCGCGAGGGCGCGCUUUAUACUUAUGAGAACUGUUUCGGUUUGGAGGGUUCAUUCCGUAAAUUAGAGGUUGAUUAGUUGAACAUUUUGUACCAUUUUAUAGUUAGUAAUGAUUUUUUGUACAAAAUAACUUUUGUGUAAUUAGCGAAAAUUGGUGGUUGACAAUCUAGUUUAAUUUUAUUGCAAAACAAUUAUUUUUUAACUUUUUUUUAGCGUUCUUAUUUAAAACUCAUGAACAUUUUUAAAAGGUUAUGGACUGUUAAAUUUUAAUCAAACCAAAUUUUGUUAUUAAAUUAAAACUUGGGACGAAAAUAUCACGGUAUCUAAAGUAAAUUAAAUUAAUAUUUUUUUUUUGUUAAAAUUUAAGUAAAAAUGU